This is a messenger RNA of Coccidioides posadasii C735 delta SOWgp, 1514 nucleotides long. RefSeq lists its product as uncharacterized. Gene Ontology annotation, cellular component: cytosol. Gene Ontology annotation, molecular function: transaminase activity; pyridoxal phosphate binding. The record is from RefSeq and is a predicted model, not a curated record. Lineage: Eukaryota; Fungi; Ascomycota; Eurotiomycetes; Onygenales; Onygenaceae.
AUGGGUACUGCAACAGCGCAAUCCGGACUUAGCAGCUCGGUCAUGCACCGCGAUCUGCACGCGGCCCCGAAACGCGCCGUGGGUGCUGAAGGCAACUAUGUCAUUCUCGAAGAUGGACAGAGACUCCUGGACUCGACUGGUGGUGCCGCUGUCAGCUGCCUCGGCCACGCGAACGAGCAGGUAAAAGAGGCCAUCAAGAAGCAAAUGGACCAGCUUUCGUACUGCCAUACAAUGUUUUUUGCCACGGACGUCUUUGAGGAGCUUGCAGCGUUCUUGAAGGAGUCUACUGGCGGAAAAAUGUCCAGAUUAUUUGUUGUCAGCUCUGGCUCCGAAGCCAUGGAAGCUGCCAUGAAAUUGUCUCGUCAAUACUUCCUCGAACUUCCCACUCCAGAGCCGAAGCGCACAAGAUUCAUUGCCCGGCAGCACUCUUUUCACGGCGUCACACUGGGUUCUUUGUCUAUGGGUGGUCAUGUUUUCCGCCGCGAGCUGUUCGAACCGCUUCUACUCCCAAACAUUUCCCACGUUUCACCCUGCAAUGCAUAUAGGGGCAAGAGAGAUGGCGAAUCAGAUGCAGAUUAUGUAGGAAGACUUGCUGCCGAGUUGGACGCCGAGUUCCAGCGAGUUGGCCCCGAAACUGUGUGUGCGUUUGUUGCGGAGCCUGUCGUCGGUGCUGCACUCGGCUGCGUGCCUUCUGUGCCAGGCUAUUUCGCAGCGAUGAAAGCGGUAUGCGACAGGUAUGGUGCCCUCCUGAUCAUGGACGAAGUGAUGUCAGGAAUGGGUCGCUCUGGAACGCUGCAUGCCUGGGAACAAGAAGGCGUUGCGCCUGACAUUCAGACCAUAGGAAAAGGCCUUGGUGGAGGUUAUGCUCCCGUCUCAGGUGUGCUGAUUGGCAAUAAAGUAGCUGAAGUUAUGGAUAAGGGAACCGGAGCAUUCCGCCAUGGUCAGACAUAUCAAGGCCACCCCAUUGGUUGUGCAGCAGCAUUGGCCGUCCAGAAGGUCAUCAAAGAGCAGAAUCUACUUCAAAACGUGAGAGAAAUGGGUGCGCUGCUCGAGUCGAAGUUAAGAGAGUAUAUCGGCGAUCAUCCAAAUGUGGGCAAUAUCAGAGGCAAGGGUCUAUUCUGGGGUAUCGAAUUCGUGAAGGACAAGGCAACAAAAGAGCCUUUUGACCCCAAGCUUGCUGUCGGUGCGCGGGUUCAGAAUACGGCUCUAACACCUAAGUAUAGUUUCUCCAUCUACGCUGGUGGCGGGACCAUGGAUGGAAAACGCGGCGAUCACGUCCUUCUUGCCCCCGCUUAUAAUAUUACAGCAAAUGAGGUGGACAAGAUUGCACGCUUAACCGCCGCCGUCAUCGUUGAGGUGUUCAAUGAGGUCAAUGAGGUCAGCGCCUCCACGUAAUGAAACUCUCCCUCAAGAUGUUCAUUUGAAGCUUCUGUCUGGAUACACACACAAGUCUUGGCCGCGAAUAUCCUGAAGGAAUACAAAACGAUGAGCAGCAUUACUGGCUCAAAUAAUCA